UAUGAAAGCCAGGUGCUGUGGCCGUGUGUCCCCAGCUUCCACGACACGCACACCCAACAGCCAAUACUCGACCGGAGCGACCACGAAAGAAGCUCAGCCUGAAGUGCUCUCCCCUCUAUCCGCCCCCCGAAGCUUGGACGAGGGUGUACUCGGUGCCGCUGCGGACAGUGAAAGGCAUGCUGUGCUGCUGAGCGUUGCACGACCCCACACUCCCUCGCUCUCUGACUCUCAGCUUGUCAUCUCCCUCCAUUGCACGUCGCGCUAUACGGCCUGCUCACCGCCCCUGCCGCCCUGUCCUCGCCGCCUCCCCCAAGCGACGCAUAAAAAGUCUCCUCGGCCCUGUGAUAGAAUCUUCCUGGUCCGAAUCGAUCGCCCUCCCAUCUCGCCCUUCGUAAGCCAUCCCCAAGCAAAGCGCCACAAGCGACUGCCGUUGCACGCGUAAGCAUCUCGGCAAUGUACACCCAAAUCACAGAUGUUCUCUUCUCCGAGCGCGAGGACAGCCUAUGGGACGCCUCGACUCUCUUCCCGGGCGAAUCCAGAAAUCUCUCUGUGACACAGCCCAUGGGUGUAUUCGACAGCAACGACUACCCACUUCUGCUCUCAUACCCAAACCCAAUGUUGCACAAAAGCCUCGACGAUCUCUCGCUUUCGCUCAACGCUCCCCCGUCCUUGCCAGAAGUUGCGCCGAUGUCAUGGCGUACGGCGGCAACGGAGGCGGCAGAGGGCAUUCACUACGUGAAAGAGCGCUUCCCGAGCGAGCACGUCUCGUACCUCUCACCGCCGUUUAGGAUGGAGCCGAUUCAGGUUGAGGCAAACGAGAAGGUCGUGCUCCUCGACGAAGUCUCCGACUUCGCGGUGAGGGUGCGCAAAGUGGACGACGGCACGGUUGGUGUCGUACCCGUGUGGGACAUCGAGGAUCCGCUGGAAAGACUGGCGAGGAUGAACAUGGAGUUAAAUGAAAUCGUCACGUCGCCGUCAUCACCGGCCUUCCGUCGCACGUUUGCGACCUCCUUCCCGAACCAGACCUUCGUGCACUCGAUCAACGACAAGACGGGCGCAGCCGCCGACGGCUCGUUCAGUUCGCCUGAAAUGGGCUCGGACGACGACCUACCCGUAACGCCCACCUCGCUCGGCCCAACGCCGCGCAAGCUGGAGGCACGCAAGGUUGAGUUUGCGCAGACGCCGCAGAAGACAAUAUUCCGCUAUCUGAGGCCAGAACACUUCGAUCCUGACGUCAGUGAUGAUGAGCGCUGGUGCGAUGGCUGGGAGGAACGCGAGGGCGCGGUCGACGAGGAGUCGGAGGGUGUGCCCGCCGAAGGCGCUGCACCGGCCGAGCAGGAGCGGCCCAGUCGACCGAGGCUCCGGAGGCAGGAGGCAUUCUUUGCGUAGGACCCCGACGUUUGGCAUUCCGUUACGGUUUCUCAAGACGAUAUUUAUGACUUGUUAUGAUUGGAAUAUGACUCAAGCUUGCUCUCCUCCUCACAAAGGCUCCUAGCAUUGGACUAAUUCUCGUGUAUCAUAGAGGGUCUAUAUUUAUGUACCGUAUGUAGCUGACUGCUCUCGGUUUUUGUAGUCGCCUUACUGCUGCAGGCUACUGCCGGUAUCGAAGUUCGAAAGAAUCGGAGUUAACGC
Phanerochaete carnosa HHB-10118-sp is the source of this 1632-nucleotide messenger RNA. RefSeq lists its product as uncharacterized. The transcript is spliced from 2 exons. NCBI's taxonomy places the organism in Eukaryota, Fungi, Basidiomycota, Agaricomycetes, Polyporales, Phanerochaetaceae. Bases 454 to 1389 code for a protein of 311 amino acids. The record is from RefSeq and is a predicted model, not a curated record.